This is a messenger RNA of Saccharomyces cerevisiae S288C, 1026 nucleotides long. RefSeq names its product aldose 1-epimerase superfamily protein (gene YHR210C). Gene Ontology annotation, biological process: carbohydrate metabolic process. Lineage: Eukaryota; Fungi; Ascomycota; Saccharomycetes; Saccharomycetales; Saccharomycetaceae. The transcript has a single exon. Bases 1 to 1026 code for a protein of 341 amino acids. The record is from RefSeq and is marked reviewed. Gene Ontology annotation, molecular function: isomerase activity; racemase and epimerase activity, acting on carbohydrates and derivatives; carbohydrate binding.
AUGUCAAAUAAUAAGGCUGGCGGUGAAUAUGAAGUCAUCACUAUUGGUGAUGCAAAAAAGCUUCAAGCAACAAUUUCAGAGCUUGGCGCUACUUUGCUUGACUUGAAAGUGAACAACGAAUCGAUUGUUCUAGGAUACCCUGAUAUUCAUGGCUAUAUAUCAGAUGGCUACAACUACAUUGGUGCUACUGUUGGCCGUUAUGCAAAUCGUAUUUACAAGGGCAUGUUCAGUAUGGAAGAUGGACCUCAUCAGUUGACAGUGAACAAUUGUGGAAACACCAACCACAGUAGCAUCAGCUCCUUCCAUCUCAAGAAGUAUAAGGCAUCCAAAGUCCAAAAUCCUCUUGAUGACCUUUACAUUGUUGAAUUUACGUUAUUGGAUGACCGCACACUGCCCAAUGAAUUUCCGGGAGAUCUAGCUGUAAACUUAAAGUACACAUUGAACGUUGCUGACAUGACCUUGGACUUGGAAUACGAGGCAAAACUGGUCAGCGGUGAGGCUACUCCCAUCAACAUGACGAAUCACACGUACUUCAAUUUAAACAAAACUAUGGAUAAAAAAUCCAUUAGCGGUACGGAGGUUAGGCUCUGCUCAGAUAAAUCAUUGGAAGUAAGCGAAGGAGCACUAAUUCCAACCGGUAAAAUCGUUCAAAGAAAAAUUGCUACUUUUGACUCCUCCAAACCUACCAUUCUGCAGGAUGAUGGCCCGAUUUAUGACUACGCUUUCAUUGUUGAUGAAAAUAAGAAUUUGAAAACGACAGACUCAGUAAGUGUAAACAAGCUCGUCCCUGCCUUCAAGGCUUAUCAUCCGGCAUCACGACUUUCAUUGGAGGUUUCAACAACAGAACCAACUGUCCUAUUUUACACAGGUGACAACUUGUGUGAUGGAUUUACGCCGAGAUCUGGCUUUGCCGUUGAACAAGGCAGAUAUGUUGACGCAAUCAACCGUGAUGGAUGGAGAGACUGCGUUCUUUUGAGACGUGGUGAGGUAUAUACUUCUAAGACUCGAUAUCGUUUUGCGGUGUAG